Molecule: messenger RNA, 3291 nt
Organism: Penicillium brasilianum
Lineage: Eukaryota; Fungi; Ascomycota; Eurotiomycetes; Eurotiales; Aspergillaceae
Source: the annotation of a GenBank genome assembly
AUGGGUCAGAAGACCUUCUUUGCUCAACAAGAUGAUGCCUCCAAGCAACUGGCAAAGAACGGCUAUGUUUUUGGCGCUCAUGCGAAGGAGGAUGCUAUCAGACAGAAAGACAAAAGGAUACCCAAGACGAAGAAGAUGUAUUCCAGUGUUGUCCGUCGUUGGAUGGACUUCGUUGAACAAAAUGGGAUCAAGGGCUAUGAAUUUGGGCCAGGAUGUGCGACUCCAGACUAUGUGCUCCUCAAAGAAUUUUUCCGCUGGUAUGGUCAUACCGCGCGAGGCAAGAAAAGUAAGAAUGGAAGACCGGUGAUGACAUCGUUUCUGAAUUGUGCAGAAAGGCUGUUUGGUGGGUUUGAAGAAGAAUUGCAGAUCAAAAUUGUGAUGGAAGACAGGAGCGAGAUAUAUAAUUGGAUAAGGAGAACAUUAACAGGCAACGAAGGCUGGAUUGAGAAUGUUGAAGAUCCAGACCACAGUUUCACGAAGAAGGAUUUUCUCCGAGUGAUAUCAUCUAUAUGGAAAUCGGAUCAUCACCGAUUCAUCCCCGGAUUACUUAAGGCUAUCAUCACGCUAGCUCUUCAACUAUAUCUUUUUACCGGAGCAAGAAUUGGAGCGUUUAUACCAGCCCAUGAGGAUAAAGACAAAAGAGGCCUAAGAUAUAAGGACAUAGAGCUGGUGUUAUUUCCAUCCCCUACGGCCCCUUGGAAGGUCGAGUGGAAAGUCAAUCAAGUCUGGCUAAAGAAUAAUCGAAACCCAGACUACACUGUAUUUGGAAUUGGAAUCCGUGAUACUAAGAAACCACAGUUCGCAUCUGGCUAUGUCCUUCUAGCUAUUGCCCUUCAGCAUGGUGCCCUAUUUGGUAUCAAUACAGCGGAAGACCUAGCGAAGUACGAUCUUUCAGAUGGACGUCCAAUUCCAUUACGCUGGAAGGACGAGUAUCUGAAUAAGCCGGUGCUCAGAAAUGUCACGGCCGAUGGCCCACAAGAUGUCCCACUCACCAAGGAGCGGUUUUGUGAGAUACUGCGUGGAAGAGUCACUGCUGCUGGAUAUAGCGAGAGUUUGACUAUUCAUAAAGUUCGGAAAUUUCUGGGAAGUGUGAUUGAAGGAAAGCAUGGUUCUGCCUUGGUAUCGCAAAUAUACGGACACAAAGAUGCGGGAACAUAUCCUAAAGAUUAUGUGUUACACUGCUCUUCGAUCGAUACCGUCUCAGCCGUUCUAGGCGAGGAAGACCAGUCAAGUCACAUUGAGUAUUUCCAAGGAUGUGAAAAAUUUUAUGAGCGCGGACUUCCAGGGGAGCUGCCAGCAGAGGUGGAGGAAAAAAUCCUGCUAAAGCCAGAAAUGAUUGAGAUCAAAAGUCGGAUCGAGGAGCUUGAAGCUCUAGGCGACAAAAUAUCCGUAAAUGCGGAGAGACUGAAAUACAGAAAGACCUUGGUUCGAUUCCGCCUUUCUGAGCUGAAGAAAUACCAAAGCAGCUGGAUACGGGAGAGAAGAGACCAAAGAAUUCUCAACAAAGGGAAAGACGAGCCGGCACUUGAUGACGGUGACGUUUGCACACGGGUUCAAGCCUUGAUUAUGCCUGAUUUUGCGCGAAUUUCAACCUUGAUGAAUUUCGACGGCGAGCUUUCCUUCGAUGAAAUGCUCCUUUUUGUGGAAGACCUAAAAAAUCACUGUGAACGUGACUUUGAUGUGAUCUAUCUUCCACAAGAAAGCCCCGUUAAGGGUCGCUGCCCCGCUAAAGAUUGCAAUGAAGAGAUUACACGCCUGAAAAAAACCGAUAGGAGUACCCACAUUCACAACUGUGUUCGACGCGAGAUUGCUUUGAAUCAUCAAGUCUUGGAAUCAGAGUUGAAAUUUUGCUACGAGUGCAUGAAGUGGUUUCAGCUAAGUCACUGGCGAGACCACUGCUCUUUCCACAUCCAAUCAUGGGUAACUCAGCAAUGUGAGGUGAUCGUAUAUCGUCACACUGUGAUCCGCCCCGGCUACUGCCCUUUCUGUAUAUGGAACAAAGAUCUUGCCGCCGAAGACCGCUUACACUACUGGCUGACCAGUGGUAAUUUGAGACAACACAUUGAAGAGCAACAUAUGAAUGGAAAUCAAAGUCAUGGAGAGAAGUCAAUAUGCGGAUGUGGCGAAAAUUUUGACGAAGAACGUGGCCUCCGACACCAUUUGCAUGAAAUUCACAAGCUAAACAAAGCCAUAUGGCUAAGUCCAAAGCGCCAGAGGAAGAGAAAGAAUACCUACAAAGCGGAAUCGCGAAAAUCAUCAGAAGAGCCAGAGGAGCGAUGCUCCAAAAGAGUUCGAUUCUACCGCUAUCCGACUCCACGUCACGAACAUGAGUAUCAACUUUCAAACACCAUUUUCAUUCCAAGCAAUAAGGCAACUCAAAGCAGCGGAAGUAGCACAGGUAGUCCCUGCUCUUCUGCAACAAUUUCUCCGCUCAGCUCGCGACCAACAACGCCUGGUUUGGAUGUGAUUGAUCCAAGAAUCCUCACCCCAUUGGAGUUCUACCAAGCCCGGAGUCCUCAGCUUUAUAGCCAAGAUUACUCGGAGACGGAUGUGCUUGCAAUACCCCCAGAGGGGCAAGAUAUCAAAUCCCAAACCCUCAGCGUCGGAGCCCAUACAGGGGCUCCUAUUCGAAUUGCUGCUGAUCAAUCCACUGCCGGUUUUGAGACCAUUGGUUCUUGCUCUCUCAAGCCAGUCGAUAAGAACACAAAUGAUGGAUACAAAGAUCGUGGUGGUGUUACCAACCAGCUACAGUUAUCUAGCCAAUCAUCAAUCGAGACCAACGCCAUAGAGAAGGCCACAGAAGUGAAUUCUAUGGAUUUGCACAUUCUGGGGGUGCCUACUACUGGCUUUACCGCAAGUGAAGCAAACGAGGAGAAGAAACACUCACGGGAUGCGCAGCCUGAUUCCAACUCAGGCAACCGCAUAUGCUCUGAUGCUGAGAUCGAGUCAGAAAGCCAUUACCCCGCCCAUCAAGGACUCGUUGACCGGGUCACAUCUCUUCCUCUUCGUACGGACUCGAACACUAAACUUAAGAAACCUCUUACCCGAGCCCAGGCCAGAAGACAACAACCUAUGCAACAGUCUUCAAACCAUUCGACAGAGAAAACGCUUCGACAGAAGCUUAAUGCAACGGAGAAACGGAAGCUCCGUGAGCUCAAGAGCAAAAACUGGACUCUGAGACAAAUUGGGCCUCAUUUUGCCGAUAUAGAUAUGACCUGGUUAAGGCAAGCUUGGAUGGAUAUCAAACCCCCUCAGCGAUGCACUCGGUCACGGGCAAUUCAGAUAGCUUAG